Molecule: messenger RNA, 4125 nt
Organism: Leishmania mexicana MHOM/GT/2001/U1103
Lineage: Eukaryota; Euglenozoa; Kinetoplastea; Trypanosomatida; Trypanosomatidae
Exons: 1
Coding region: 1-4125 (1374 amino acids)
Source: RefSeq, a predicted model, not a curated record
AUGGGAGGGGCACCGAGUAGGGAGACGCUGGUGCGACACAUUGUGCGUGGCCCUCGCGUCCGGGGAAGCGCAGCACCAACCGUAGGGCACUCCACGUCUCUUGGCGCUAACAAUGCCGGCGAGCCGCUGACCGACAUGCCGACGGCGGCGUCGCAGCAGCCGGAGAUCAUUCUGAUCCCCCUCAUCCCCGAUUACUUCCCCAGCUCGGCCUCGCCGCUCUUUCAGCAGCUGCUGCACGUGCGGCGAGAAGUGAACGUAGCGUAUUACUACCGGGAUGCCCGCAGCAUGGCAGCGGAGCACACGGUGGUGCGAGAUCAGAUCGGGUCCGACAAGGAUAUUUACAACUGGUACAUGAGUCUCAGCGAGCAGCGGCUGCUGGAGACGGACAACGAGCUGAUCGCUCUGAGCCGCGCAGGGCGAGUGGUGUCACCAGUGCCAUGCGCCGUUGCCUUUGUGUACGAGGCAAGCACGACCGCAACUGUCGCUGCCGCGGGUGGUGCCGUGAUGUCAACCACCGACACACCAUCUCUAGGUAGCAACAUUGGCGGAGGUAAGAAGAAGAGCGGCAGAAACAGCAGGGUACAUCGGCAUGGCAAGGUCAGCGGCUCCAGUGCGUCGAACGGGUACAUGACGAUGGAGAACACGGUGCGGUUGCCGCACUACAACCUGCGCGUGCGCAUCUUCGGCUUUGUCGGCGACACGCGCUUUUGCCCGCCAUCGAUGCACCACAGCCAGGCCGCCAAGUUGCCCAUGUGCCUCACGAUUUUUCUGUCGAAGAGCGCGGGUGGCAACCACCGCGCGCAGGUGACUCUUCUCGCGGCAUACACAUACAUAACACAGCUGCAAGCCAUCGGUAUCCUGCGACCCCACGAGGAAGCGUCGCUUGUGGGCGGCGGAGUGGUGCAAGGUGCGGCGACGCGGGCGGGCGUCAAAGCAGACGCGGCGGGGAACGUAGCGGACCCUCUCGCGGCGCUGCGCCUUACGGCGACUAACGGUGCCGGCAGUGCUGCAGCCGCCUACCGCGACCCGUACCUUGACCCAUACGGUGCCAAUCUUCCAGCCGCGGCCGAUCCGUACGCGAUCGCCGACGAUGACGGCAGUAAUGACGUUGAGUGGAGGCGCCACUCGCCACCGCAUAUGACCAGCUCAGUUCCACGAGAUGGGUUGAAGAUACAUCUUGAGGGUCUGGGCACCAUGAUCACCUCCGUCGCCGCGGACGUCGCCAAGGAGACAGUGCUGCGCCGCCCCAUCGAAAUCUUGAUGCACCGCGCCGAUGUUCCGGCUCUGUGCUACCUGCGUGAGCUGCGCGCGCGCAUCGACCAGAGCUCCGCGUGCGCGACCCCCGCCGUCAGCGAAAAGAAGGGUAAAGCGCCCGCGCCGUUGUCGUGUGCGAAGCCGAUCUCAACGGCAGCGACGAUAACGUCAUUGUCUCACGGCGCCAGCGGCGAGGAAGACUGCGGCGGCGACAUAGGCGUGGCACCCGCGAACAGCAACGCGAGCUUACGGCAAUCCUGUGCCCCGAACGAGUCGCGGAUGUCGAAGACGAUGGAUGCUAACUCUAGCAUCAGCGCCGUUGCGAUGCGCCCGGGAGGUGAUGCUGCUGAAGUUGGCUCUGAGUCGCUGAAGUACCAAAUCCGGACGGUGGUUCGCGCGGAUGAGCUGCGCGGCUCCGUGGCGGCGGAUUCGAUUGGCCGCAUCUUGCUGUGGGCAUCUCGCUUCUACACUGGACACUUCGAGCAGCUUAUGGGUGGCGAGGCGGCGAAGCUGCGACAGGGGCUCGCGCAGCGGAACCUGACGGAGAGCCCGCUUGACGGCACGCUCUUGCUGACCGACGAGGAGCCUCGGCCCCCGAGGGUGACCCCGAAGCUCGGCGACGUCUGGAUCCCGUCCAACGAGGCCUAUGUCGAGGUGCACGAUACCGAACACGAAGGGGACGGGUGGGCAAAGGUGGCGGCGGGAACGGUGCUGCGGUACGCCACGUCUGCGCCCUCGACUUCCUCGACACCGGCUCCAGGCGCCUUCUGGCGCGUCUCGCCCAACGAGUUUGCCGAAGACAUCCUCUUGUCGCUCUGCCGGCAAGCGUGUCAGGCAUCACGGCGGGCACUACCGACAGACUCGCAUUGGCUGCUGAGCGGCAAGACUGGCGUGCCGGAGGGGCUCGGGAUGGGCCUCCUAGUCUGGCGCGAGCUGUGUGCGGGGCAGGUGGUCUUUUACGGCACCACACCUGAGUUUCUCAAGAAGUGGAUCCAGUCAGGGGCGGACGUGGAGCAGGCGUACCGCAACCACAUCAAGCGAUCGCACUCGAGCAAGGAGCCGACCUCCGCGGUAGAGACGGAGUCGGGCGGCGCGGCAGCCGCGAGGGACGAUGACGCCGUGGCGGGAGGUCAGUCGUUGUCGAUGUCUGUGACCGUCACAACUGCCGCCUCCAGUGGGUUACAUAGCUCCUAUGAGGGCAACUUCCCCUCGAACCCGUCUGUCGCGUCCGAUGGGCUCGACAAGAGCGGUAGCAGCGACAGCAGACGCGACAAGGGUUCUGGAACAUCCUCGAUGGAGUUCUACAGCGCACACACCGGUUUUGUGUCGACUGCAGUGCAGGCGAAAGCCAUCUUGUCGCCAACGGCACCCACGGCGCGUGGCAAUCAAGCAGAUGACAGUGCCAAGCCAAAGCGAGUCCGCACCGACGACCAGCCACGCAAACCCUCAUCGUCCACGCCGCCUGUCGCGGUCGGCCAUCUCGCGCAGUCACAAAACGUUUCUGGCACCCCUCGCAAAGAUGCUCGACAGGGGAGGGUUGCGCCUGCUCAGCAGGGCUUGCAGCUCGCCCUUCCGGUCGGGUCCAGCACCUCCAUGGCCUUGUGGACGCAUUCAUCGAGCACUGUAGGAACGCCAAACUCGCACACGGGGGUGAGCCUCGCGUCCGUAAGCAUGGGCAGCCGCAGCAGCUCUGCCAGCCUCUCUUACCGCCAGCCGUCGCAGCGCAGGUCUCCGGCUGCUGCCGCCACGACGUGCUGGAUUGGUGUCCCUGAGUCGGCCCCGGCCGGCAACGCCGAUGCGCCCACUGUAAACGUGGUCGUGAGGCAGCGGCGCAGCGUGCGCACGACGCCAAGCUGCUCUGCCACCGUCGGCACCACACCUCUCCGAGCCAGUCAAAUAAACGACAGCCCCCACCACUUCCACACACCACGCGACGUACCAAGCAUGCCAUUCGUCGGUGCACAGCCGAGCGUCGUCGGUACGGCUUCUGAGGCGUCUGCUGAGUACAGCGUGCAGGCAACGGACUCUGCGGUGAUUCAACCGUGCGGAUCGCCACCGGUGCGCAUCCCGGGCAGGUGGGGCCCCAGCGAGGAUGACUCUCACCGACAGGGUGGACACUCACCGGCGUCUGCCGAGCGAGGCCGAUACCCGCGUGCCGAGGAGGAGCUGCUCCCCCACUCUUGCACGUUGAACAACGCGACGGCGCUCGUCGAUGCGCGGGGACCGCCACCGCAGCGCUCCGCUGCUAUGACCAUAAGGGGUGGCUACGGCACCGGCAGCAUUGCCAGCACUCCGCAGCAGGCAGCAACGCCAGCCAAGUGGAGCACGUCCAGCGCGGCACAGCCGUCUUCUAUGCGUGGCACCUCCAUUACCUUUGCAAGCGGCUCUGCGUCGUCGGCGCACGCUCGUCACGCUCCCCUGCUGCACUCCAUCCGGUACACCGAGCCAUGCCAGCCGGUGUCGUCGACUCGUUCAUCGUCGCUGUCGACAGGGGAGCUGUUCUGGUCGAGUUGCUGCUCGAACGCUUCGCCGACGUAUCGAAAGGGGUCGCUGCGUCCGCCGCCACUGGAUACGGUUGGGGCCGACGUUGGCAGUAUGCAUGCGUUACAGCACACUCCGGUACUGCAGUUUAGUGCUGAUCCAGUGCGCAGGGGCUGUGGCGACGUCUCUCCUGCGGGCAGGGCAGCUGUGGCGACAGCACUCAUGACCGGCACACUGCGUCCUGGCGGCGACGCGACGAUAGUGCCGUUCUCGGGCGACAGCAGCGCCGCGCACACGCCUGGGCAAGGCGAUCUGGUGAACAGCGCAAAGAACUCCGUCGGCUCCGGCAAGUACCGCUGGGACUGGCGCGGCGUCUCUUGGCCGGUAUAG